AUGAUGCUCCUUCGAAGCCAGGCGAAGAAUAUAGACCCGGCUGCGCCAGCAGAUCCUGCCAAAAACCACAAACGAAAGCAGACGGAGCAACUUGGUGCGCUCAAGAACCCAACGGAACCAGCCGCCAAGAAACAACACAGCAAGGGACUGACAGAGCUGCGAGCACACAUCUCGGGCUUCCAAAUAGACUCGGCAAAGCGAGACCCACGUGAUCCACUCGGCGCAAAGUCAUCCAAAGAGGACGCCGAGAACAUCGCCCCGGUGCCAGCCAAGGCGGAGUACGUCGAUCCGUGUCCCCACUACGACUAUGACGCCGAGGAGGCCGCGAAUCCGGAGAGCGUUUCCGAAUACGCUCCGGAGAUUUUCGACUACUACAAGGCGCGUGAGAAGAUGUUUCAAGUCGCCUCCUAUAUGCAUAAGCAUCCGGAGAUUGAUGUGAAGACGCGUGCGAUACUUGUUGAUUGGAUGGUCGAGAUUCAGGAGACUUUUGAGUUGAAUCAUGAGACUCUUUAUAACGCUGUCAAGCUCACUGAUAUGUUCUUGCAUAACAGCAGAAAUAUUGAUAAGAGCACCAUUCAGAAACUCGCCUGUGUGACCAUCUUCAUCGCCGCCAAGUUCGAUGAACGCUCACCACCACUCGUCGACGAUCUUAUCUACCUCUCGGGAGACCGUUUCACUCGUGAAGAGCUUCUCGCCAUGGAGCGCAACCUCUUCUCCACCGUCGGCUACGAUCUCGGCUCACCACUCAGCUACCGCUAUCUUCGUCGUCUCGGACGCGUCUGUCGCAUCGACAUGAAGUCGUUGACGAUGGCUCGCUACAUUCUCGAGACUUCGUUGAUGGUGUACGACUACGCGUUCGUGUCGCAAGCUCGUCAAGCCGCCGCCGCAUUCGUGUUGGCCAUGCGUAUGCUCGAUGCGAACCACGAAUACGAGUGGAAUCCGGUUCUCCAGAAGUACUCUGGAUUCACUGGCGAGGAGAUCGCACCGCUCGUUGAGCACAUGAACCACAUCAUGCAUUUCGUCAAUGCCAAGUGGACUCAGCUCGCUAGCGUUCGUCAGAAGUACUCUCAUGAAGUCUUCUUCCACGUCGCUAAGGUUCCAUUCCUGCCGGACACUCUCCGAGGAGUCGAUGAGCACACUUACGCUCCACUGCCAGUCCUCAGCUACCCAUAA
Molecule: messenger RNA, 1173 nt
Organism: Caenorhabditis remanei
Lineage: Eukaryota; Metazoa; Nematoda; Chromadorea; Rhabditida; Rhabditidae
Exons: 5
Coding region: 1-1173 (390 amino acids)
Biological process (GO): regulation of cyclin-dependent protein serine/threonine kinase activity; mitotic cell cycle phase transition
Cellular component (GO): centrosome; cyclin-dependent protein kinase holoenzyme complex; cytoplasm
Molecular function (GO): cyclin-dependent protein serine/threonine kinase regulator activity
Source: RefSeq, a predicted model, not a curated record